This is a messenger RNA of Astyanax mexicanus (Mexican tetra), 6813 nucleotides long. RefSeq names its product LHFPL tetraspan subfamily member 4a (gene lhfpl4a). Bases 914 to 1666 code for a protein of 250 amino acids. Lineage: Eukaryota; Metazoa; Chordata; Actinopteri; Characiformes; Acestrorhamphidae. Gene Ontology annotation, biological process: gamma-aminobutyric acid receptor clustering; sensory perception of sound. The record is from RefSeq and is a predicted model, not a curated record. Gene Ontology annotation, molecular function: GABA receptor binding. Gene Ontology annotation, cellular component: postsynaptic membrane; plasma membrane; inhibitory synapse. The transcript has 5 exons.
GGGAGCGCGCCUGUGCUCGCGAACAGGAGCGCGCGCAGGAGCCACACUGAAGCAGAGCGGGGAGCAGCGGGAGCGCGAAGGAGCAGCGGCGGCGGCGCGGCGACAAUAGAAAGGGGGAAAAAGGCUCUGAAGGCGAAUCGGCGCCUUUCAUCUGCGCGUAAAAGCGCGCGGCGCGACGGAGAGCGAGGGAUCUCCAGCGUUCAACUUCCAGUGUUCGUCAUCCUCUCCUGCCAGCGGGCUGCGCAUGCAGAGAGCUAGGUGGUCCUGAGGAUGAGGAUGCGCGCGCGCUGCCUGUAGCCCCUCUGUAUCUCUUCUCCUCCGCGGAGCAUCAUCGGAGUGGAUGGUUGGCGAAGGCGCGCGGGGACUGCAUUAUUGAUACAGAGCUGCUGUUUAUCGGUUUGGUGGGGGGCUGUGUAUUGGGGUGUAUGGGUUUGCGCGCUGUGGCCAUGGCCGCUUCUCGCUGUGAGAUGUGAUCUCGGCCGCCUCGGCUGCUGCUGUAGCUGUAGCUGCUGCUGCACGGAAAGCGGAGGAGGAGGAGGAAGAGGAGGAAGAAGAGGGGGAAUUGGAGGAAGAGGGGAAAGAAGAGGGGGAAGAAGGAAGACAGGUCUGACUGGAUUGUAUUCUCUUCAUUUUCUUCUUCUGCAGCUGAUCCAGCUUCGGUUGUCCAUCGGCUGUGAUGUAAGAUAGGCCAGUGGAAAGAGGGCACGAGGGGUGAUCGAGGCUCUGACUGACCAUCAUCAGCGUCCAGCAGCGCUGCUGGUGAGGGGGGCGAGCGAGGGGGGCAGGUAGGGGGAGAUAGAGAGAGAGAGGUGCAUUCGUUGGGAGGAAAGGAGAAAUAGAGAGAGAGAAAGAAAGAGAGAGAGAGAGAGAGAGAGAGAGAGAGAGAGAGAGAGAGAGACCCAGAGACACAAAGAUGCUGCCCUCGCAAGAAGCCUCCAAGAUCUACCAUGACAACUACAUGCGCAACUCGCGCGCCAUCGGCGUGCUCUGGGCCAUCUUCACCAUCUGCUUCGCCAUCAUCAACGUGGUUGUGUUCAUCCAGCCCUACUGGAUCGGCGACAGCGUGAACACGCCGCAGGCCGGCUACUUCGGCCUCUUCCACUACUGCGUGGGCGAGGGCAGCUCGAACCGCGAUCUGAAGUGCCAGGGCACGUUCUCCGACUUCAGCUCCAUCCCGUCCGGCGCCUUCAAAGCGGCCUCGUUCUUCGUGCUGCUCUCCAUGGUGCUGAUCCUCAGCUGCAUCGCCUGCAUGGCGCUCUUCUUCUUCUGCAACACGGCCACCGUGUACAAGACGUGCGCCUGGAUGCAACUGCUGUGCGCUGUGUGUCUGGUGUUGGGCUGUAUGAUUUUCCCGGACGGCUGGGACGCAGAGGUGAUUCGGGACAUGUGUGGAGAGGAGACAGGGAAGUAUGCGCUGGGGAACUGCUCGGUGCGCUGGGCCUACAUCCUGGCCAUCAUCGGCAUCCUGGAUGCACUCAUCCUCUCCUUCCUCGCCUUCGUCCUCGGAAAUCGCCAGAGCGACUUCCUGCAAGAUGAAGUCAAGGCUGACAAUAAAGACUUUGCAGUAUCCAGGCAGCCACUGCACCUGACCUCUACUCUCCGAUUGGACGGUAUUGAGAUCCGUGACACAAAGGAUCCUCGUUUCGGAGUGCAGCGAUUCCACUGAAGAGAUGCCACCUCCUUCUCCUCCUCCUCCACUUCCUCCUCCUCUUCCUCGUCCUUCUUUCUUCUCUCCUUCUUCUCUUCAUCUCCUUUACCCCAGUCCUUCUCUCCUACUCCUCUCAGGUCUGCGUCUCUGACUUCAGUUAGGAAGCUGCUCGCUCAGCUCUUUGUAAUAUAGGACUGGCCUGGAGCACACUUCAAGAAGAGAACCUAUUCUACACACACACAUACACAUACACACUUACACGCACACACAUGUUUAAAAAGAAUUCAAAAUCAAGACAAAAAAAAUCAGCUUUACAAAAACCAACAACUCUGGGAAAGUGACACAGUAUUAUUAUUAUUAUUGUUAUUAUUAUUACUAAUAUUAUUAUUAUAUAUUAUUACUAUGACAACAAUGGUACGGUGAUGAUUAUGCUUGCAACAGCAGUAUUAUGUUCAAAUUUACAUAUUUUAUCUAAAAUGGGAAAAAAAGGAAAAUAAUUUCUAGCUUUAAGAUAAUACAUUAUAAUGAAUUAAUGCAUAUGUAUAAGUGCUUGGGUGCUACUGGAGACACAGAUGAAGAAAAAAAUCAAAGCCAAAAAUCAAAAAAAAAAAAAAAAAAAAAAAAUGGAGAAAAAUUUUGUACAGCACAAGAUGUAAUUUUGAAGACCGUCUUUUUUCUGGAAGAUUUUGAACUCCCUCCUUUGUACAUGGGGUCAGCAACAAGAGACUAGUACAAGAGAAAAGAAGUAGUUCAUUUGUAAAUAAUAGAUUUCUGUGGAGACAGGGUACAGACAUGACGCAUUUAUCGACCCAAACUAUAUAUUUCUUCUGCACCCUGGAGUGGAUUUAUCAAAUCUUUCAUCUUUAUCUUUUGAUCAAAUCUAAACUACCAAUUCUCAGAGUUCAUAGCUCCACGCCACGAGGAAAGUCCAUGCUGAAGCUGAAGCUUAAACACCUUAAGAACGUUUCUUUUGGCGUGGAUCUUUUCUCUCGGAGCGUCAUAUCAUUCAGUUGUCUUUUCAUUCUGUCUACUUUUUUGUUUUUAUUUAGAUUUUUUGAUAAACCGUGGGUGGGAGGGGUGGGUGUUGACUAACAAAAAGAUGUUUUUUAGCAUUCUGGUUCUGAUUAUUUCAUGACUGGUUAGUUACUCUCUCUUGUCCGUGUCCUGUUGCAUUCAUUUGAUUGGUUUUUGUUUUGUUGGUUUGUUUUUUGGAUUUCUGUUAAGUCCAUUCUGUCUUGAGGAAAAGCCCUGCAUGCUGCAUUUUACUCAGGCCCGACGUGUGGAGCACUGAUACGUUGUUAUUCACCAUCUCCCAGACCCUACGAGUCGAGCAUCGCUGAGACUGUUUGAUGGCACAGCACAACAGAGCUGAACAUGAUGGGUCAGGAGAGCAUCUCUAGGAGCAUCUAUUGGGCUUUAGGAGAAAAAAGAGGCAAAACAGGCAGACUGAAGUCUGCUCUCAGCAUUAGCUACUAAAUUCACAUUAAACUGAAACAUGUUUUUGUGUUGUGCUACAACCAAGAGACCCCAAGUAUAUGAAUUUUUUUUUUAGUUUUAUGGAAGGUCUGAAACUCUGCACUAGUCUUAAUAAAGGCCAUCAUGACUUAUAUCACAGCCACAUCUGGAAAGACCUUGUUUUUACUUUGAAGUUGUCAUGUUCAAGGACUGAAAUGUCAGAUCUUUUUGGAUCACAUCUGCGCAGUCAUGUGAUUGAUUAGAACAAAAUGACAGUUUUACUGUCAGAUCUGCUAAAAGGUUCUGGCUGAUGGCAGCUUGGUGGUUAAAGGCAGGUCCAAAAUUGACAAAACAGCCCUUAGCUCUGAGUUUCCCAAGUACAUUUUAGUUGCUGCAUUGUUAUCUGAGGGCAUUCAGCGUCAGUACUAGACACAGCAAUCCCUAGCCGGCUCUUUAGGCAGAUAUAGAGAUGGAGAUCUUCGGGGCUUACUGUGCACUUAUAUUACAUUUAUCUAUAUAGAUGUUUAUAUUCAACAUGUGUUUAUAUUGACAUUAAAAAAGGUUGCAUUUUUUUUGGUUUGGUUUGGUUUUCUAAGUUGUAAUUUUCCUCAGCAUCCCUCCAAAUAACCUUCACACAUGUGGUACCAUUGUCCUGCUCCCCAGGUAGAGCUUUGCUUGUACAGAGACUUUCUAUGCGCUCCACGAGGAGGUUUUUCAUUGAUGCUGGGAAUUGCUUCUCGGGUCGUUGCAAAAGGACGGCACACACACUGCACUAAAAACCUGGCGGGGCGGGUCUGGUUAGCACUGUGCAGCUUUGAGGUGGGACAGUUUAUCAAGAUGAAUUCGAACAAGGACACAGAGCUGAAGAGCAAAAUGUGAAUUUCCUCCAUAUGGUGCUUUACCCUUCGCCCUCCCUUCAUCCAUCAAAGGCCCCAUCCCUCCAGCCUCCAACAGCCCGUGGCCCUCUGCCCCGCACCGGAAAGGAGGAGAGGAUGGAUGCUGGGGGAAUAGGUGAACAGUAUAGGAAUAUAAUGGAUGAACAGAACGAGUAAAGGGAGAAGAGUGGUGAAGUCCAUGCCUGGAAAACAGAAGCAAUGAUUCAUUUAUGGACAUGGCAGAAGAGAAACCCUCAGUUAUCCCUACACUUUACACCUUCUCCUUUCUGCCAUACCCCCUCUUCCUCUUGCUGUCGUAUCCACCAGGACUUAUCAGUGCAUCUUAUCAAUGUGUCAAUUUCCUUGCUAAUACAUGAACUUACAUACAGUAAUUGUAUUAUUUUAUUUAUUCUUUCUUUGUUGAGGGUUUAUGCAGGCUCAUGAGUGGCUCUCAGGCCAAAACCCACAGAAGAAUGCCAAACCUUUAGGUCAAUAAAAGUGAAUGUUUGCACUAAGGGUCAGUGUCCAAACCCGAUUCCACAAAACAGUGUUUUCUAAUACAGCUAGGAUGGGUUGCAUAAUAAGUUUUGUCAUAAAUUGCCACACAGAUUGGUACAUCACAACAUGCAAAGUUCUUGUAGACGUGCUGUGAACUCUUCAAGCCUCUGUGAACUAUGCUUAAACAUCAACAAGCCCUUUUUUACUUUCAUUUGCACAACAUAUUCGGGCAUAGGUGCAUUGAAACGGUUAUGGUGAGGCUUAUGAAAAUAACUUUACAGUAAAGUUAGAUACAUAUACAAAUCUACAUAUAUUAAAUAAAACUGAGAAUAUACUAUAUAUAUAAUAAUAUACAGAACUUAAUGUGCCAAAUAAAACUAUACAUAUACUAAAUAUACAAAAAAAUAUACAGAAACAGGAAGGAUAUAGAAAAGAGAACUAUCUACUAUAUACAAAUAAAAGAAAUGCAGCUGAACACAAAUGUAUACAAUUUAUGUUCUUUAUGUAUCUUUACAUUCCACUAUACAGUAACUGUUAUAGCUCAUUAAAAAUCCAUGAUAAUUAUCUGAGGAGGUAGAUCAUCAUUAAAAGCUGUGUCAGAGGAGAAUACAGCAGACUGCAGAGUAAGACUUUCCAGGACUUGGCCUGAGAACCACUAAAACAACAGUAUACUGUCCUCAGGAGUUUUUACUCAGCUAAAAUAUCGGGAUGAUGUGUUUCUUUUUUUAUUUUUGUUUAUUUGUGUGUUUCACAAGGUUGAAGGUCAUUUUCCAGUUUAUGGUUUGAAAUGGAAUAUCAUACAGGCUGGAAACAUAAAGGUGCCAAAAGGGGUUCUUUAGCACUUUUAGCACCCUGAAUAUCCUUUUAGUGGACGGUUCUUUAAAGACCCAGUUUAGUAAGUGGGAUGUGCAAGUGUGAAGAAACUUUUAAAAGUUUAAAGAUCUUCAUGUAAUGAACGAUUAAGCCAAGAACCAGUGAGGAACCUUCUUUAUUUUUUAAUAGUGUGGAUUGCCACACACUGUGGAUGCCAUCUUUUACUAAACCAAGCAAGUAAGAAAGGGAUGCACUGGAGGUUUCAGGCUGUGAAGAGGGUUUAACUGUGCAUAGAGGAGCAUGUUUUACAUUUUUGGGGGCAAUAGCCAUCCAUUAGGCUGCCUUAUGUGCCAGGACUCCACGUGUCCAUAAUAUCUUCAUGCAUUAGCCCAUCCAUUACCUUUAAAUGUCAUCUUUAAAGUGCAAAAGGAAACGAACAGUUUGGGCAAAUGUGCAAAAGAGUGUUUUAUGGGUUUGUUUGUUUAUUUAUUUAUUUGUAUUUUUAAUUUUAUUUAAUUUAAUUUUUGUUUCUUUUGUGCUGUCCUCUAAGAGUACACUGUGCUGACCAUACUGGACAUACCUUAAUGCAUCCAAAACACAUUCAAGGAAACAUGAUUUACUCUUAAUGAUUUCUUCUACUUGUGUAAUUAUAUAUGCUUAGUUCAUAUUGUUUGGCCUAAAUUAAAAGACUAAUGCGUGUAUGGCACAGUUUUGUGCAAUUACUUUUCUUUUGUAUCAUUAUUAUACCUUUAUACCGUUUUAUAUAUAUAUAUGUAUAUAUAUAUAUAUAUAUAUAUAUAUAUAUAUACAUAUAUAUAUAUAUAGUAUGAAAUGAGAGGAUUUAAAAGCUCUCAAUUUAAACGACUGUAAAGUGGCCACUUGCUCAUUUAAACUCAUGACCUGAGAUACUGUAGCCUUUAGCCUUUGCUGACUUACAAAAGCACUGGCAGAGCUCUCGACCAAUAACAUUACCAAAAUGCCCUUAUGCUAUCCUGUUAAUAGGAUUUCUCAGAGAACAAUUUAAGGUGUGCAUUUGGUAUUUAAGUUAUUCAUUAGGUAUUCAUUAUUAUUAGCUCAGAUGUGCGCACUAGUAGUUAGCAGACACGCACCGUCACUUUUUCUCUCACAUUUCUCCUUUCCGAAUUCUUUUUGUAAUAUUUUCCUUUGGAAAAAAAAUUGUGCCAAACGGCGUGAAGCAGACUGCUGUGGGCAGAAAUGACACGACUGAUUUCUGCAGUAUGUAUUUUUUAGUUUUUCUGUGCAUCAAAGUGUUGAAUGCCUUUCUGUUGGAGUUUUUGCUUUUUGCUCUAGUUGUAAAUGUUCCUUUUUUUUCUCUGCUGUUUCUGGGAUGCUGCGAUGUCUCUCAAUAAAUCCAACAAUCAACAACAACAAAAAACAUGUAACGAGAAUGUUUCUGCAAGAUUGUGAAGAGGGGGAGUGAAAAACAGCUGACAUCGUCACCACCACUUAUACAUUGUUGGUGUUGUUGUUUUAAAAGAUGAAAAAUAAAUGAAUUGAAUAUGA